Molecule: messenger RNA, 1063 nt
Organism: Nicotiana attenuata
Lineage: Eukaryota; Viridiplantae; Streptophyta; Magnoliopsida; Solanales; Solanaceae
Product: putative protein TPRXL
Exons: 13
Source: RefSeq, a predicted model, not a curated record
AUGGAUUUUUUACUAACAGAAAUCUCAGAAUUUCCUUUGUCUUCUUCCUCCUCCUCAUCAAUACCCUCUAAUGCUAAGCUCCUUGCAAUGGAUUUUUUACUAACAGAAAUCUCAGAAUUUCCUUUGUCUUCUUCCUCCUCCUCAUCAAUACCCUCUAAUGCUAAGCUCCUUGCAAUGGAUUUUUUACUAACAGAAAUCUCAGAAUUUCCUUUGUCUUCUUCCUCCUCCUCAUCAAUACCCUCUAAUGCUAAGCUCCUUGCAAUGGAUUUUUUACUAACAGAAAUCUCAGAAUUUCCUUUGUCUUCUUCCUCCUCCUCAUCAAUACCCUCUAAUGCUAAGCUCCUUGCAAUGGAUUUUUUACUAACAGAAAUCUCAGAAUUUCCUUUGUCUUCUUCCUCCUCCUCAUCAAUACCCUCUAAUGCUAAGCUCCUUGCAAUGGAUUUUUUACUAACAGAAAUCUCAGAAUUUCCUUUGUCUUCUUCCUCCUCCUCAUCAAUACCCUCUAAUGCUAAGCUCCUUGCAAUGGAUUUUUUACUAACAGAAAUCUCAGAAUUUCCUUUGUCUUCUUCCUCCUCCUCAUCAAUACCCUCUAAUGCUAAGCUCCUUGCAAUGGAUUUUUUACUAACAGAAAUCUCAGAAUUUCCUUUGUCUUCUUCCUCCUCCUCAUCAAUACCCUCUAAUGCUAAGCUCCUUGCAAUGGAUUUUUUACUAACAGAAAUCUCAGAAUUUCCUUUGUCUUCUUCCUCCUCCUCAUCAAUACCCUCUAAUGCUAAGCUCCUUGCAAUGGAUUUUUUACUAACAGAAAUCUCAGAAUUUCCUUUGUCUUCUUCCUCCUCCUCAUCAAUACCCUCUAAUGCUAAGCUCCUUGCAAUGGAUUUUUUACUAACAGAAAUCUCAGAAUUUCCUUUGUCUUCUUCCUCCUCCUCAUCAAUACCCUCUAAUGCUAAGCUCCUUGCAAUGGAUUUUUUACUAACAGAAAUCUCAGAAUUUCCUUUGUCUUCUUCCUCCUCCUCAUCAAUACCCUCUAAUGCUAAGCUCCUUGCAAUGGAUUUUUUACUAACAG